GCGUUCGGCUCCGGCGGGAAAGGCGCCCGGCGCCCAUGCCUCCGGCCCCGCGCCGCGGCUGCCCUGACCCGGCCGCGACCUCCCUCUGCGCACCCCGCCGUCCAGGCUUCUGGGGUGUUCCCCAACCAAGGCCCAGCCCUGCCACACCCCCCGCCUCCGGCCUCCGCAACUCGGCAUGGGCGCGGGGGCGCUCGUCCUGGGCGCCUCCGAGCCCGGUAACCUGUCGUCGGCCGCACCGCUCCCCGACGGCGCGGCCACCGCGGCGCGGCUGCUGGUGCCCGCGUCGCCGCCCGCCUCGUUGCUGCCGCCCGCCAGCGAAGGCCCCGAGCCGCUGUCGCAGCAGUGGACGGCGGGCAUGGGUCUGCUGAUGGCGCUCAUCGUGCUGCUCAUCGUGGCGGGCAACGUGCUGGUGAUCGUGGCCAUCGCCAAGACGCCGCGGCUGCAGACGCUCACCAACCUCUUCAUCAUGUCCCUGGCCAGCGCCGACCUGGUCAUGGGGCUGCUGGUGGUGCCGUUCGGGGCCACCAUCGUGGUGUGGGGCCGCUGGGAGUACGGCUCCUUCUUCUGCGAGCUGUGGACCUCGGUGGACGUGCUGUGCGUGACGGCCAGCAUCGAGACCCUGUGUGUCAUCGCCCUGGACCGCUACCUCGCCAUCACCUCGCCCUUCCGCUACCAGAGCCUGCUGACGCGCGCGCGGGCGCGGGGCCUCGUGUGCACCGUGUGGGCCAUCUCAGCCCUGGUGUCCUUUCUGCCCAUUCUCAUGCAUUGGUGGCGGGCGGAGAGCGACGAGGCGCGCCGCUGCUACAACGACCCCAAGUGCUGCGAUUUCGUCACCAACCGGGCCUACGCCAUCGCCUCGUCCGUGGUCUCCUUCUACGUGCCCCUGUGCAUCAUGGCCUUCGUGUACCUGCGGGUGUUCCGCGAGGCCCAGAAGCAGGUGAAGAAGAUCGACAGCUGCGAGCGCCGUUUCCUCGGCGGCCCCGCGCGGCCGCCCUCGCCCUCGCCCUCGCCCUCGCCGGUCCCCGCGCCCGCGCCGCCGCCCGGACCCCUGCGCCCCGCCACCGCCGCUGCCACCACCGCCCCGCUGGUCAACGGGCGUGCGGGUAAGCGGCGGCCCUCGCGCCUCGUGGCCCUGCGCGAGCAGAAGGCGCUCAAGACGCUGGGCAUCAUCAUGGGCGUGUUCACGCUCUGUUGGCUGCCCUUCUUCCUGGCCAACGUGGUGAAGGCCUUCCACCGCGAGCUGGUGCCCGACCGCCUCUUCGUCUUCUUCAACUGGCUGGGCUACGCCAACUCGGCCUUCAACCCCAUCAUCUACUGCCGCAGCCCCGACUUCCGCAACGCCUUCCAGCGACUGCUCUGCUGCGCGCGCAGGGCUGCCCGCCGGCGCCACGCGGCCCACGGAGACCGGCCGCGCGCCUUGGGCUGUCUGGCCCGGCCCGGACCCCCGCCGUCGCCCGGGGCCGCCUCGGACGACGACGAAGACGAUGUCGUCGGGGCCACGCAGCCCGCGCGCCUGCUGGAGCCCUGGGCCGGCUGCAACGGCGGGGCGGCGGCGGACAGCGACUCGAGCCUGGACGAGCCGUGCCGCCCCGAAUUCGCCUCGGAGUCCAAGGUGUAGGGCCCGCCGCGGGGCGAAGACGCCGGGCACCCCGGGAGGAGGACAGCCCGGGCGCCCGGAACGACUUCCCGGGGGAACGAGGAGAUCUGUGUUUACUCAAGACCGAAAGCAGCCCAUGUUAAUUGGAACUAGGCACAUUUCAAGGGCUCAGUAGCAGGAGAGAAUGGAUGGUAGAGUGGCGUAACCUAGAGGCUGGAUAACCACGUGGACCUUAGAUGAGGAGAGAAAACCACACGAAUGGCCAUUCCAGGGGACGUUAUAAGGAGAAGAAAACUGCAUGAACAAAAACCUAGAGAGACCAACCUAUCAGCUAAGAAAAUAUCUUUGGUGAAUACAAUGCUGAUUUCAAAGAAUCUCAGAAUUGGAAGUGACCUUAAAAAAUCGCUAUAGCCCAACCAUCUCUCAGGGCAAAGAUUCUUCUUAUUCUUGAGGCAUCAACCCCUUUAAGAUUACAAAAGAAAAGGAAAGAAAAAGAAAAAAGGCUAUGAUCUUCAUCCCAGAAAGAUGCACAUAAUCUACAUAUGAAAAUCAUCACAAUUAUUUUCAAGGGGUCCAUUAAGAAUUCCUGCCUUAGAUUCUUGCCGUAUUUGAAAAGAAAGCUAAGGACCUGGGUUACGGCUCCCUGGACAUGAAGGAAUCAGUCUUUCAAGUGGGAUCCUGGGCCUGACCUGUUCAGAGGGAGAAUGCAGAAUCUCAUGGGACAAGGGAAAUUCAAGCUUUCAAAUCUGCAGAGCCCUAGGACAUGGGAGACUAUUAAGUUCACUAGAGCAGAAGAUCUUUAAAUAGAAGCCCCUGGAGCUGUUGUGCUGAUUUUAUAGAAAACACAUGGAAGACGGAUCCCAGCGAGGGAGAGGAAACACGACAGUGAUGAAAAGGAAAACCGGGUCCGUAACUGGGGGCAACCAGACGUUACCAGCAGCAGCAUCGGGAGGUUUCUGUUCGACGGAUGAUUCAUUUUCAUCCAAGAAUUAAACAAAGGAACAUCAGAUUUUAUUUUUGAACAUUGGAGUUUAUGAUUGUUUCCUUCUGAUAACAGCUACUUCAUUCAUGGUCCACCCAUCCAUCAUUUGGUUCUGUUGAGCUCAACUGGGUUUUCCUUUUCCUUAACAUUUUACAUUUUGUGGAACAGAAAGGUGAAGAGAAUAGAAAAGUAACCAUAAUUAGAAACAGAUAUCUAUGUACCUGCCACCUACUGGAGCUGAUUAAUAUUGACAUUUGGCCAUAUUCAUUUCAGAGCUUUUAAAUGUUUUGUUGUUGUUGUUGUUUAUGGUUUUGUUGUUGUUGUUGUUGUUGUUGUUGUU
Rhinopithecus roxellana (golden snub-nosed monkey) is the source of this 2919-nucleotide messenger RNA. RefSeq names its product adrenoceptor beta 1 (gene ADRB1). Gene Ontology annotation, biological process: norepinephrine-epinephrine-mediated vasodilation involved in regulation of systemic arterial blood pressure; adenylate cyclase-activating adrenergic receptor signaling pathway; positive regulation of heart rate by epinephrine-norepinephrine. Bases 176 to 1618 code for a protein of 480 amino acids. Gene Ontology annotation, molecular function: beta1-adrenergic receptor activity. The record is from RefSeq and is a predicted model, not a curated record. The transcript has 6 exons. Gene Ontology annotation, cellular component: membrane. NCBI's taxonomy places the organism in Eukaryota, Metazoa, Chordata, Mammalia, Primates, Cercopithecidae.